AUGUUAGAAAAUUUAUUAAAAUGUCCUAAUUUAAGAAGGAUCUGUUUUUGUGAUUCAAAUUUAUAUAAAAGUCAGAAUUUAAGUAAAGUUGUUUUUCCUAAUCUUUUAGACUUGGAAAUUAUUAACUGUAAUGUUUUUUCAUCGGAUGAUUUAUCAUCACCUAUCAUACCUUUUCUUAUUCAUAACGGAAAGAAAAUUAUGAACAUUCGAUUAUCAUCAAUUUCUGGUGAUCAAAUUGGAUUUCUUUUAAAAAUUUCUAAAAAAUAUUGUUCAAACCUUGUAACAUUAUCUGUGGAUAUACAAGAUGAACCCGAAUUAGAAAUUUUUAGUAAAGUUCUUAAAAGGUGUCGUAGUCUAAAGGUUGUCGAUUUUGGAAACAAAUGUAAAUGGCAAUAUUUUGUUAAUAAAAAUAUUCUUUACCUUAACAAUAUUAGCCCAAGAAAUCUUAGAAAGUUGAGAGUAAGGUACUGGAAAGUAGAUAUAGAUGUUUUUAAGGAGUUCUUUGAAAAUUAUGGUACUUUCCUAAAUGAAUUUGAAUGUUCAUGCACAGGAGAAGAAUCUGAUAUCAGAACAUUAGUAAUAAAUUUAGUGAAAGGAAUGAAUAGAAAUUUA
Messenger RNA from Rhizophagus irregularis DAOM 181602=DAOM 197198, 612 nucleotides. RefSeq lists its product as uncharacterized. The record is from RefSeq and is a predicted model, not a curated record. Lineage: Eukaryota; Fungi; Glomeromycota; Glomeromycetes; Glomerales; Glomeraceae.